Molecule: messenger RNA, 585 nt
Organism: Aspergillus oryzae RIB40
Lineage: Eukaryota; Fungi; Ascomycota; Eurotiomycetes; Eurotiales; Aspergillaceae
Exons: 1
Coding region: 1-585 (194 amino acids)
Cellular component (GO): mitochondrion
Source: RefSeq, a predicted model, not a curated record
AUGUUCUCCUUCUUCCGCCGGGGCCCUCCCCAAACCCCUGAAAUCCCAUCAGACCAAGCACCCUCACAACAAACAACAACACAAACUAGCCAAUCUCCACCACAACCCCAAAACCAAAGACCCGAAUCCGAACCUGAACUGAAAUUCAUCAACCCCCAAACAAAAUACAAACUUCUACUCGGCGGCCUCACCAUUUUCGCCUUCUCGCUGUGGAGCACCCGCCGCGCCUUAAACAGACGCUAUCUCGCCUCCGUCCCACCUUUCUAUACCUCCUCUCUCUACCAUAAGCCCGACGUCAGCGGCGGUGCGGAAGCCUUUGAGGCGCUGAAUCUGGCGACGCUGAAUGUGCUUUCCUUGGGCAUGGCGGGCACUGGGGGUAUCCUGUGUGCGCUGGAUAUCAACGGGGUUGAUGAUAUGAGGAGGUUUGUGAGGAGGGGAUUCUAUGGUGAUGGUGGAGAUGUGACGAAGGUGGAUAAGGAGCUGGAAGAUGAGGUUGAAGCUUGGGUGGGAAGUGUGCUGGGGGAGAAGUUUGGGGUGGAGCUGAAGAAGGAAAAGGAGAGGGAGAGGAAUGAGAACAAGGCUUGA